Messenger RNA from Aureobasidium namibiae CBS 147.97, 549 nucleotides. RefSeq lists its product as uncharacterized. The coding region runs from base 1 to 549 and encodes 182 amino acids. The transcript has a single exon. Lineage: Eukaryota; Fungi; Ascomycota; Dothideomycetes; Dothideales; Saccotheciaceae. The record is from RefSeq and is a predicted model, not a curated record.
AUGGGAUUGAUAUCCUCAGACUGGGGUCAACAAGGCAACAUCGAAUUUGUCGACUUUCCUCUACAGAUAUCCAUUUCACAACGAGAACCUGCAAUGUUCUAUGCCGUGCUAUCCAACACCAGUCUCAUGGCUCCAGCUACCAACUCAAUAUCAAUGCGUCAACAACCCUUCAUGACCCAGUGGCUACGGCACAGAGCUGUCGAGUCACUAAGAACAGCUGUCAUGGAUCCGAAGCGCGCCUAUACAGAUGCCGUCAUCCUAACUGUUACCUACGUCUUCUUCAACGAGGCGCUGCGAUCAGAGCGACAUAUCGCGCUCAACGUACACGCUCCUGCUCUGAAGAGAAUGGUCGAAGCAAGAGGAGGUAUAAGUGCGAUCGCUUCGAAUGGCAAGGACGGCCUCAUCCUUUCGCGCUAUCUCUCUUGGUGCGAUCGUAUCGUCGCUUCUACGCUGGGUUCCCAACCACUAUUUGGCGACUAUGUCGAGGACCUGACCAUUGGAAGAACACAAUGGACCGGCAUGUGGUCUAAAGUCCAGACCUUGAUGUGA